CAAGUGGAUGCAGCUUUUUGCAUUGGUUCGAACUGUGCAGACUGCAUUGACAUUUAAACAUCACGAGUCACAGGGUUCACAAAUAAUUUGUGACUUUUGACCGACGGCUGGCACUGCUGGUUGCUGAUCAAGUGUGGCCGAAGCCAAGAACAUCGACCCGUGAACUGGCGCCUGGGAAGCGUCGGCACUGAGUCCGGCCAUGUUCCUGAGCGAUGAAGCGAUUGAACUGCUCUGGCCGCUGGUGACAGAAACACCAUCCGUCAGUGCUGCAUACGAGGAGUUUGCCAAGAUAUGGGCAGCAUGUGGCUUACCACCGCAGCCUUUGUCACCAGACCUGGCUGGACCUGUUUAUUGCGAUGAUCCUGAUGAGCCGCUCUUGUCAGAAGCAGAGCGACUGCGUGCUGCAGAUCCUGCGCUGUGGCAGCUGGUUUACAUCCCGCCCAUUUUCGACUCCUCGGGCAUGGAGGUGCUCACCUUUGACAGUCUCGAGGAGGCAGAGGCAAAGCUGAACUCCCUGAAGCUCGGAGAAAUUGACGAGGGUGGCGGCAUCAUUUUCAAGGCUGGUGUUCCUGUUGCCGAGAAGUUGGUGUUGAAGUACUGCGAGAAGGAAGACUUCCAUGGAUUCCUCAAGGAUGUCACCAAAGAACCUGAGCGGCCUCUUGAGCGGUCACUUGAGGACAACAUCAAGGCUGUGACAGAAGCUUUGCUUGAGCGGAUCAAUGAACUGAAGAAGCUGGCACCCGAAAUCGCACGGCUCAAGGGUGAGUAUGAAGGCCGACCUGAAAGGCCCUCCAUGGCCUAUGGCAAGCCGUGUAUGGCCUUGGUGGAGACUGGGUGGAGUUUGGCCAGUUGUCUCACACUUCCCGGCAUGGGGCCUCUAACGGAAAUCCAUCCCGACCAAAUUCCAUUUAUCAUCUCAUUACUCAUUACUCCUUACCUCUCACCCUUGUCACCUCAGCUCACUGACUUUUCCUACCCUUUCAGUGAUGGGCUUCCUGCUUCUCAUUUUCAGUCUGCGAGCGCCUCCCCUGGAACACUGCGAACGCAUUCAGAAUCUAGAAAAGCUUGCUGGGGUCUAUAGUGGUGUAGGUUUGGUGAAGCCAUUUCUUCAUUCAUGGUGGAGAUGUUCAUCGCAGGAGUUGUCAAAGCUCUUCCCAGAUUUGGUGCAACUGGGUGGCUGCUGCAAGCCACCGCCUUGAGGCACAUUUGGUCAUCUGGUAGGCGACUGGCGAUCACAAAUGUGGAUGCCAUGAAAGCCAGACAUUGAUUCGCUCACGGAA
Molecule: messenger RNA, 1280 nt
Organism: Durusdinium trenchii
Lineage: Eukaryota; Dinophyceae; Suessiales; Symbiodiniaceae
Source: the annotation of a GenBank genome assembly